Messenger RNA from Salvia splendens (bonfire salvia), 923 nucleotides. RefSeq lists its product as uncharacterized. NCBI's taxonomy places the organism in Eukaryota, Viridiplantae, Streptophyta, Magnoliopsida, Lamiales, Lamiaceae. The record is from RefSeq and is a predicted model, not a curated record. Bases 343 to 759 code for a protein of 138 amino acids. The transcript is spliced from 2 exons.
AACUGUAAGUCAGUUGAUAUAUUAGAUGACGUUGCUUUCGAGUCUCAACAGAAAUAGAGCAUAGCUACAAUUUCAAGGUUACUCACUUUUCUUCUAUACAUCUUCACUCUGUCUCUCUCUCCAGUCUCCUCUCUCAAAUCCCAAAGCACCUUACAUUUUUCAACCUCCGGCGAGCUGUUCACUUUCUCUCGAGAGAGGGCGAAUCUAAUUAGAGUAGUAGUAGUGGGUGGUGCUUUCAAUUAAAAGACUGGUGCUUUGAUGGCACGACAAUAAAAACCCUGCAAAAAACCCUUUCCCCUCAUUCCCAAAUCAAACCGCAACCAAAGAGAGUUCAAUCAUUAAAUGGGCGUGGUAGAAGAGGGCUGGAGCAGCUGGGCGCCGGCCCCCGGCGGCGCCCCCCUCUACAUCCAGAAAGACGAUCACUGGACCCACUUCGACAACUCCGUCAAUGCGGUGUCGUUUGGGUUCGUCGCCACCGCCAUCCUCAUAUCCAUGUUCCUCGUCAUGGCCAUCUUCGAGAAGUUCCUCCGAACCACCUCUCCCCCCGAUUCCCGCCGCCGCCACUCCGACCUCGACGCCCAGAGCCACAUCGUCGCCUUCAAUUCCAAGCUCCGAUUCCCCUCAUCUCCCAAAGUAAGUGUAAAUGCAAGAGAAGUAUCGGUGGUGAUGCCGGGCAACAAGAUCCCGACCUUCAUCGCACAUCCUGCUCCGGUGCCUUGCCCACCGGAGCGAGUGCAGUGGCCGCCACAUCAGCUAUAAUGAUGGGGAGUCACCAUGGAUGCACAUUCUACUACCAUUCCUUUUUGUGAAAUGGGAUCAAAGUUUUUGUAUAUAUCUCUACUCUUAUCUCAUUUCCUGCAGUUGAAAGAUGGAAACACAUUAUUUCCAUGGCCUCUAUGUAUACUAUGCUCAUUCCCAUACCA